Prunus armeniaca (apricot) is the source of this 951-nucleotide messenger RNA. The record is from the annotation of a GenBank genome assembly. Lineage: Eukaryota; Viridiplantae; Streptophyta; Magnoliopsida; Rosales; Rosaceae.
AUGAUGAGUGCAAUGAAAGGGUGGGCCUUUGCUCUGGUGGUGAUCUUCUCUGUGCUUCUGUCAUGGAGCAUCCCAAGAGGCGAGUCAGAGAGAGCCUUUCUCUCUUUCUCCUCCCAUGAACCACUGGUCAAAGUGGUUUCUUUGGCGUCUGCGGAUGGAGGCCAAGAUUUCUUCAUGGAGAUGACAGAUUCUGUUGCAAUGAACAUCGAGUACGAUUUCUACAGCGAUACAUGCCCUGAAGCUGAGACCAUUGUGAGGUCUACGAUGGCUCAGAUUUACUCCCAGCACAAGAAUGUCUCUGCUCAGCUUCUGCGCCUCUUUUUCCAUGACUGCUUCAUUCAGGGUUGUGAUGCUUCAGUCCUCUUGGAUCACAGCAAUGGGAAUAAAAACCAUUCCGUAGAGAAGCAGGCUGUGCCAAAUAAGACCUUGAAGGGAUUUGAUAAAAUUGAUCAGAUCAAGGAGGUGCUCGAAAAUGUUUGUCCUGCAGUGGUAUCUUGUGCUGACAUACUUGCUCUUGCCACAAGAGAUGGCGUUGUUCUGGCUGGUGGUCCCUUUUAUCCACUUUUCACUGGUAGAAGAGAUAGUGCCCGCUCCUAUUAUGAUGAAGCCAUGGCUGAGAUUCCAAAACCUGAUGAUAAUAUCACUCAGACACUUCAUCUGUUCUCACUCAGAGGUUUUACUGACAGAGAAACCGUCAGUCUUCUAGGAGGGCACAACAUUGGGAAGAUUGGAUGUGAGUUCAUUCAGUCUCGCCUGCACAACUUCAAGGGGACAGGGAAACCAGACCCAACUGUUUCUCCUAGUUUCCUCAAUGAGAUGAGAGUUUUCUGUGAAGACAAUGGUAACGAGAAGAGUAGCCAAGGAUCAUCCAUUGCAGCUACCAUGGCGUCUCCCAUGGCAUUCCCCACCGCAGGCCCCAUGGCAUCAUCCCCAAUGGCAUCAAGGGCAUGA